Molecule: messenger RNA, 2433 nt
Organism: Vombatus ursinus (common wombat)
Lineage: Eukaryota; Metazoa; Chordata; Mammalia; Diprotodontia; Vombatidae
Gene: SMAD1
Product: SMAD family member 1
Exons: 8
Coding region: 318-1715 (465 amino acids)
Biological process (GO): cell differentiation; SMAD protein signal transduction; anatomical structure morphogenesis
Cellular component (GO): heteromeric SMAD protein complex
Molecular function (GO): I-SMAD binding; RNA polymerase II cis-regulatory region sequence-specific DNA binding; DNA-binding transcription factor activity, RNA polymerase II-specific
Source: RefSeq, a predicted model, not a curated record
CUGCACUCGCCUUUGCGGGGCGCGCCGCCCACGGGCAAACAAGCAAAACCUGCCCUGCAAAAAGAAAAAAAAAAGAGAAAAAAAACCACCUUUGUUCCUUGAUCCUGCACUAGUUUCCUUUUUAAGGUCCUGGACUUGGGUAGAAGUCUAUCUUGGUUUUCUUUGGCACUGGGAAUGUUAGUUUCCACCUGUCAGGACUUCAGAAACCUGGUGUGAAUAGCAUUCAGCAUCUUCUUCAGUCCUUCCCAGGACUUGCUUUCUGGACAUUCCAGGACUUGAUUUUCCCAACAUAUCUGGGAGCCUUAAAACACUCCAUUAUGAAUGUGACAAGUUUGUUCUCCUUUACCAGCCCAGCUGUGAAGAGGCUUCUGGGUUGGAAACAGGGAGAUGAAGAAGAAAAAUGGGCAGAGAAGGCUGUCGAUGCUCUGGUCAAAAAACUGAAGAAAAAGAAGGGCGCAAUGGAGGAGUUAGAAAAGGCUCUGAGCUGUCCGGGGCAGCCCAGCAAUUGUGUCACCAUUCCACGCUCACUGGAUGGCAGGCUGCAGGUCUCCCACCGCAAGGGGCUGCCACAUGUCAUUUAUUGUCGUGUGUGGCGCUGGCCAGACCUUCAGAGCCACCAUGAACUGAAACCGCUGGAAUGCUGUGAGUUUCCCUUUGGCUCCAAGCAGAAGGAGGUCUGCAUCAAUCCAUACCACUACAAACGGGUAGAAAGUCCUGUUCUUCCACCUGUGUUGGUUCCAAGACACAGUGAAUAUAACCCUCAGCACAGUCUGUUAGCUCAGUUCCGUAACUUGGGACAAAAUGAGCCUCACAUGCCACUCAAUGCCACCUUCCCAGACUCUUUCCAACAACCCAACAGCCACCCUUUCCCUCAUUCGCCCAGCAGCAGCUAUCCGAACUCUCCAGGAAGCAGUAGCAGCACCUAUCCACACUCUCCCACCAGUUCAGAUCCAGGAAGUCCUUUUCAGAUGCCAGCCGAUACUCCUCCUCCUGCUUACCUUCCUCCUGAAGACCCCAUGACCCAGGAUGGCUCACAGCCGAUGGAUACAAACAUGAUGGCUCCUCCCAUGCCUCCAGAAAUAAACAGAGGAGAUGUGCAGGCAGUUGCUUAUGAGGAGCCCAAACACUGGUGUUCUAUUGUCUACUAUGAGCUCAACAACCGUGUGGGUGAAGCAUUCCAUGCCUCCUCCACAAGUGUGUUGGUAGAUGGUUUCACUGAUCCUUCCAACAACAAGAACCGGUUCUGCCUUGGGCUCCUCUCCAACGUUAACCGGAAUUCUACUAUUGAAAACACCAGACGGCACAUUGGCAAAGGUGUUCACCUGUAUUACGUCGGAGGGGAAGUCUAUGCAGAGUGCCUGAGUGACAGUAGCAUCUUUGUUCAGAGCCGCAAUUGCAACUACCACCAUGGCUUUCACCCCACCACCGUGUGCAAGAUCCCCAGUGGCUGCAGCCUAAAGAUUUUCAACAACCAGGAGUUUGCCCAGCUGUUGGCCCAGUCAGUCAACCAUGGCUUUGAGACGGUCUAUGAGCUCACAAAGAUGUGCACGAUCCGGAUGAGCUUCGUGAAGGGCUGGGGAGCAGAAUACCACCGGCAGGAUGUAACCAGUACUCCCUGCUGGAUCGAGAUCCAUCUGCAUGGUCCUCUACAGUGGUUGGAUAAAGUUCUUACUCAGAUGGGCUCACCUCAUAAUCCUAUUUCAUCUGUGUCAUAAAUGGCCCCCUUCACCCCACCCCACCCCUCAUCCCCAGGAUUCUGCCUCUUUUGGAACUCUUGAGCCUUGCAUGUACUUGAAGGAUGUUUGAGUCAGACACAUUGACAAAUUGACAACAGGCUGAAAAGGAGCCUUGGUAAUACUUGACCUCUGUGACCAACUGUUGGAUUCAAAAACUAAAACCGUUGUAACAUACUGUCGGUAUCAAGAACUCAUUUCGUUUACAUUGUAACAUUCUCUUGUAAAGUCGACUGGAUGCAGAUCUUUCAGCGGGGUUUUGUGUAUCGCUCAAGAAGAAAUGGCCAAAUGAGGGACAAUUCGUCCGAGGGACAAGUGUUCCUAAGAGAUCCUUUUGUAUUUGGCACUUUGAAGGGCAUCGUUUGGCAGGUGUUUAGCAUUAAGCCGUUAGUCUCUCUGAAGUGUGUUUUUUAUCCGGUUGGGAGCCCAUAAUGAGAGUCUCCUUUUUUAUGGGCUUUUCACAAUAUUUUUUAAAAAACCUAUUUGUUUAGUAAGAGUUCCUGGGUUGUUCUUUUUUUUUUGUUUGUUUGUUUUUUUUAAAGUAAAGGUUAAUCUUGAUAUAAUGUGUAAUAGUCUUUCUAAAAUUUGUGGGCUGACCACACUGCUGUCACAAUAAUGUUAGCAUCUGCUCUCUGCUAAAUGUGUAUGUACAGUGUAUUUGGAAGUUUAGAAUUGAUUAGACUAGAGGAUUUUAGGAGUA